This is a messenger RNA of Mizuhopecten yessoensis (Yesso scallop), 966 nucleotides long. Its product is annotated as ATP-dependent DNA helicase RecQ-like. The record is from RefSeq and is a predicted model, not a curated record. The transcript has a single exon. The coding region runs from base 1 to 966 and encodes 321 amino acids. NCBI's taxonomy places the organism in Eukaryota, Metazoa, Mollusca, Bivalvia, Pectinida, Pectinidae. Gene Ontology annotation, molecular function: 3'-5' DNA helicase activity; four-way junction helicase activity. Gene Ontology annotation, biological process: double-strand break repair via homologous recombination; telomere maintenance. Gene Ontology annotation, cellular component: nucleus; cytoplasm; nucleoplasm.
AUGUCCAAGGUAUGGAAGAAAAACAUCAUUGCCCUCGUUGUGGAUGAAGUACAUUGUAUAUCAGAAUGGGGAGAGGACUUCAGGAAAGAAUUUAGACAUCUACAUGAGCUACGAUCGGCAAUACGCGCUCCAGUUUUGGCACUGACGGCUACGUCAACUGAGGCGGUCAAGCAGGAUAUAAAGAAAUACCUUCAAAUUGACGAUGCCAUAGUUAUCUAUACAUCCCCAGACCGUCCUAAUAUUUUCAUUGAUUUCACGAAAGCUGAGUCAACUGAUCUGGAGGGAAAAUUCUACUGGUUGCUAUCUUAUUUACGCGAGAAAAAAUCUGCAGCGAAAAAGAUAAUUGUGUAUUGCCGUAGCGUAGAUAAAGUUGCAGAGGUUUUCAUUUUACUCCGGCGCAAUUUGGGACUCGAUGCAUAUGUAGACGGAAUAAAAGAUUCCAGCCAUGCUCUUGUUGAGAUGUUCCACAGACAUGAUGAAUCAAAAGCAAGAAUCCUGAGGAACUUUAAGGACCCUGACUCCAAUUUGAGGUGUUUAAUAGCCACAGUUGCUUUGGGUAUGGGGAUUCAAAUUGAUGACGUAGAUAUCGUGAUGCAUCUUGGGAGUCCGAAAUCUAUACUGUCGUACUGGCAGGAGAUGGGCAGGUGCGCAAGAGACGGACGACCUGGAUAUUCCUAUGUCCUAUACGACAACUUCACCUUGUCAUGUAAAGGUACCCAAAAGGACGUGAAAUCAAUCGUGAAUGUAGAGACGUGUUUCAGAAAGACUGUUUUGUCAUACUUAGGUGACAAGACAGACCCAAGUGUACCAGAAGUGUGUAACGGAGACUGUGAUACAGAGCGGUGUCUCUGCGCAAAAUGUCUGUGCUGCUCUCGCUGUCAGCAGCAGUGUCCUAGCAAGGAGAAACAGUUUGAUAUAACAAAGUUUGCAAGCCUUACUGACGGCCCUACUGACCAACUAUAUUGA